This is a messenger RNA of Durusdinium trenchii, 1032 nucleotides long. The record is from the annotation of a GenBank genome assembly. Lineage: Eukaryota; Dinophyceae; Suessiales; Symbiodiniaceae.
AUGGUCAUCGGUGAUUGGGGCGGCGUCCAAUACACGGAGGAGAUGCCCAUCCUGCCGGCGGACCACCGCUCCCACCUCUUCCCAAAACGGGUGCGCAGCUUCGUCAGCGGUGUUGAUGACUAUGCGCAGCAUCGGGUGGCGGCGCAGAUGCUGAACUUGUCGUUCUACGAUGCGCCAGACUACGUGAUCAACGUAGGAGACAACUUCUAUUGGGGAGGCGUGAACUCCUCCUGCAACAACAACUCCUUCGAGGAGGGUUUCAGGUGGAAUCAGUGGGGUCCUAUCUUCGAGAGAAUGUACGAAGGUGGAGGAUUGGAUGGAAAGCAGUGGUUGGGGAUUCUAGGCAAUCACGAUUAUGGAGGCUUUAAGUUCACGUCUGGGUGGCAUGAGAGCAUUUUCUACACCUGGGCGGUUGGACACGAGAGCACAGGACGGUGGAUGACACCUGCACAAUAUUGGCAGGUGAAAGUUCAUUACGUCAACUUCUCCAUCGACUAUUACUUUGUCGACACCAAUGUGAACAAUGCCUGGAAGCUGAAUGCCUCCGACCCCAAAGACGGGCAUAACAUCUGCAGCGAGAAGCACAACGAGAAGACGGCGGAGUGCCCCGACGCGGCGAGUUGGAUGUCGGUGGUUGAGAGGUGGCUUGAUCAGCGUCUCUCCCUCUCCAAGGCUGCGACCUGGCAGGACUGGCAGAUUGUGGUCUCCCAUUUUCCUCCUGAGUACAAUGCGCCGCCCUUCUCCUUCACCACCAUCAUCUCUGGCGGUGGCGGUGGGAUCACGGCCGACCGCGUGCCACAGCUGGCAGGGGACGAUGAUGCCUAUGGCUUCAUGGUGCCCUGGCCCUCCAAUAGCAAGGGGUGGGCAAGGCUGGGUUGCCAGAAACCACGAAACCUACAGCAGAGGCAGACUUCUGAAGACACACAUCCCGCAACACCAGGGCUUCGAACACACAGUCAAGAGUCAAAAGAUAGAACCAUUUUCCCACUUAGGUGCUGGUUGAUCCCUUCUUUCAAGACUAGUUCACGGUAA